This is a messenger RNA of Orbicella faveolata, 714 nucleotides long. RefSeq names its product large ribosomal subunit protein eL15-like. Gene Ontology annotation, cellular component: cytosolic large ribosomal subunit; ribosome. Gene Ontology annotation, molecular function: structural constituent of ribosome; RNA binding. Lineage: Eukaryota; Metazoa; Cnidaria; Anthozoa; Scleractinia; Merulinidae. The record is from RefSeq and is a predicted model, not a curated record. Gene Ontology annotation, biological process: cytoplasmic translation.
UGUCUCUCGUCCGUUCUCUUUCCUUCUCUGCUCUUCUCCGAUCAGAGCUGAUCUAGGACUAAAAAAUGGGAGCAUACAAGUACCUUGAGGAGCUCUUUAAAAAGAAACAGUCCGAUCUUUUGCGGUUCUUACUGCGUGUACGAUGCUGGCAAUAUCGCCAACUCAAUGCCAUCCACCGAGCAUCCCGCCCAAUGCGUCCUGACAAAGCACGUCGCCUGGGAUACAAGGCUAAGCAAGGAUAUGUUGUCUACCGUGUACGUGUAAGGCGUGGAGGACGCAAGCGCCCAGUACCUAAGGGUGCAACCUACGGAAAACCAGCCAACCAGGGAGUAAACCAACUGAAAUUUCAGAGGAGCUUGCGAUCUGUGGCCGAGGAGCGUGCUGGCCGAUACUGCGGCAGCCUGCGGGUUCUCAGCUCAUACUGGGUGGCAGAGGACUCCACAUACAAAUUCUUUGAAGUCAUCAUGGUGGACCCAUUCCACAAGGCAGUGCGGCGAGACCCAAGAAUUAACUGGAUCUGCAAACCAGUCCACAAGCACCGUGAGCUGCGUGGACUGACUGCCGCUGGCCGUAAAAACCGUGGUAUGCGCAAGGGUCACUUGUACAACAAGGUGAUCGGUAGCUCCCGGCGUGCUUGCUGGAAGAGGCGUAACAUGCUGUCCCUUCGCCGAUAUCGUUGAUUGUUUAAUAAUAAUAAAAAAACCUGCAACUGUA